This is a messenger RNA of Synchytrium microbalum, 597 nucleotides long. RefSeq lists its product as uncharacterized. The transcript is spliced from 4 exons. Gene Ontology annotation, molecular function: antioxidant activity. NCBI's taxonomy places the organism in Eukaryota, Fungi, Chytridiomycota, Chytridiomycetes, Synchytriales, Synchytriaceae. The record is from RefSeq and is a predicted model, not a curated record. The coding region runs from base 1 to 597 and encodes 198 amino acids.
AUGAGUCGUCUAGUGAAAUCCGCUCUUCAUAUCUCUGAUACGUUUUUACGAGGGAUUCCCUUCUAUCAACCUGUUCGCAAGCUUAUCUCAAUCGACAUGCCAAAGAACGUUGAUGUCAACGUUCAGAGCAUUGUGCUCACGAAACUCACCGAUGGAUCCAAAUUCUCUGCUUCUACUCUAUGGGCUGAAAAGCCGGCUCUCAUAAUGGUCGUCAGACCAGCUCUUCUCGAGAGGGGUAUGAAAUCUGUUGCAGUCUGUCAUCAGAAACUUGGUGCUGAAGAUUUCAUGAAGGAACAUUGGAAGAACGAUGAUGUCUAUUUGGAUGAUGAGAAGGCCUUCUACUACUUGCUUGGAAAAGGAUCGCUCAACACUAUGGGUAUCAUUGCUGGAAUGGCUUCUAGCAAGGCUCGAGCCAACAUCAAACGGGCUCAAGAUGCUGGAUACACUGGCAAUCUCGUCGGAGAAGGUACUAUCCUGGGCGGUCUCAUCAUCGCAUCUAAAGAUGGUGUUGAAUACGAAUAUCCAGAAAUGAGUUGGGGAGAUCACGCACCAAUUGAUGCGGUUCUCAAGGCUUUGGAGAAAUUCCCAAAAGUCUGA